Megalobrama amblycephala (Wuchang bream) is the source of this 1027-nucleotide messenger RNA. It is a transcript of the gene cep15, whose product is annotated as linkage group 21 C3orf14 homolog. The transcript is spliced from 5 exons. The record is from RefSeq and is a predicted model, not a curated record. Lineage: Eukaryota; Metazoa; Chordata; Actinopteri; Cypriniformes; Xenocyprididae. The coding region runs from base 179 to 676 and encodes 165 amino acids.
CGCACACAUUGUUGUUGGUAUGGUUACGCCAGGCUUUGCUUUCAGAUAGUAUGGUCGCAGAAUAACAGCUGAGCAUGUUAUGACAACGUCAGGGUUUCGAUAGCACGUAGUAGCGACAUUUCUUUAGAUAAAGUUGACAGAGUUUAGGAUUCUUUUUUAUGUCUUUGAAACUACAUUAAUGUCCUCUUAUACACACGAAGAGUUAGAACUCAGCCAGAAACAUGAAGAUAUACUGGGAAAAAGAGCAUUACUGCUGCAGCAGAUGGAAGCGCACUAUGAACAGCAGAAGGCUAAGAAGAAACAGAAGUGUCUGAUGUCUCAAGCAGCGAAGGAGAGGAAUGCUCAGAUCCUUAAGGAUCUACAGAAUGCUGAAAAAAAUCUACAAACCAGACAGCUCCUUCAUCCCGAUAUUAUCAACCUUGAGACCCGUUAUUGGGCCUCAGUUGAAAGGAAACUGCCAGAAUGGGAGCAGUAUUUGCUUGGGAAAGGACAGCCGCCGGUGAGUGAGACUGGGAGAUUGCUUAGGCAGCAGAGACCGAAAACUAGGCAACAAGAUGCCUCACCUCCACAAUGCAGGGUUGCUGUUCUGGUGCUGUUGGGUACUGCAGAUGAGGAAAACCAUAACAAUGAGAUCUUCAUCCAGUACAACAUCAAAUCUAUGCUGGAUACAAAAUAAAUGUCUGAUCUAGUUCCUUCCUUCACUUUGUCCAACAAGAAAACCGUGUCUGUGAGACACACACGCACCAUAUGAAUGCACAAAAAUAAAUGUGCAAUCCCAUACUACGAAAUCCUGUUGAUCUUGCUGAAAAAUCAAGCACAAGCGGAGGCUGAAGAGGAAGACUGCCUUCACUUGGCUCAUCCACCUCUGUAGUCUGACUCUGAUUGGUCGAUAUGUGCAUAUUUUUAUAACAUGCAUUUACAAGUACAUUUGGUGCAAAUAUUCUGCUAUGAUUACUUCCUGCACAUAUUUAGGCAGUUUUGAAUCUAUAACUGUUCUGCAUUUAAUUCACAUGCCCACCUAUACACG